AUUUUUUUCACUUGACUGUCUGUAAUAAAAUUAGAACAUUGUUCCAAAAAGCAUGGGAGAAUCUGCUUGCCUCAUGCAGCCAUUCUCAUACGCAGCUCCACAGGGAGAUUCUGUUGGUGCUUUAGGACAGUCUGUGUCCUUUGGGAGAUUCAUGUCUGAGAAACUUGACUGGGAAAAAUGGUCAUCUUUCCCUACACCGAACCGUUACGUAGCAGAGGCAGAGAGAUAUUCUAAGCCAGGGUCUGUGGCUCAGAAGAAAGCCUUUUUCGAAGCUCACUACAAGAAACUCGCUGCUGCAAGAAAAGCUGCUGCUGAAGAGGCACUGUUGCUCCGACAGCAAACGUCUUUACCUGAACCUGAUGAGUUGCUUCCGGUUCAAGAAGAUAUCAAUGGUGGAGGAAAGAAAGAAUCAAACCCGGUUCUUGAGAUUCCAAGAGAUGCUGAAAUGAAGAUACUUGCAGAAAAAGUAAACAGGUUUGAUGAGAAAGAGAACCGUGGGAAAGCCGAGUCAGAGAUCAAUGGGAAAGGCUCUAAAGUUAAAGAAGAACAACAGGUGGAGAAAACGCCUAUGAUCCUUAAGAAGAAGAAAUCAAAAGAACCACAACCAAAGAGCAGUUCAAAACCAAGAGUCUCUAAUAAGCUCAAUAUAUCGGAGAGGACACCAAGUAAAAAGCAAAGCAGCUCUUACAAUUUCACACCUGCAAAAGAGUUCAAUAGGUUAGUGUCCAUCAUAAGGAAGAUUGAUGGGUCAAGAACUUCUUCUAAACAAACCAAAGAAUACAAAACUCCUCUCCGGACACCAUCAAGCAAUAAGGUGUCUGCAAAGGGAAUUAUGGAGGACUCUAUGUCCACACCUUUAUCUAGUAACAGAAGAGGGAAAAUAGCUCAGGAUUCUUCUACAAAGACAUGUCGAGGAAGAUGGAGUUUCCUCCCUGCAGAGACACCGAGCUGUUUCACACCGUUUAGCUUAAGGACAGAGGAGAGAGCAGAGAGAAGAAAAAAGAAGCUAGAGGAGAAAUUCAAAGCUGCACAGAAGGAGAAAGAGGAGGAGGAGGAGAGGAGUGUCGGGAAAGAAGAGAGUAAACUACGUCAAAGACUAUGCUUCAAGGCGAAGCCACUUCCAAAUUUCUACAAACAAAGACCUAAAUCCACUGACCAAACUAAGAAGGCUCUGUUACGGUAGCAAACAGAGAGAGAGAUGUUAAAGGUAAGAAGUACUCUGUUUUCUUCUUUCUUUCUCUUUUUAAUUUUACAAGGAGACACAUUGUAUUUGAUCAUUAUAUUUGAUCAUUGUAUUAAUAUUUGUAAUUUUGUGUUCUAUAUAUAUUUUUCUUCUUUCAAAAACCGACAAAACAAGCUGUAAACUACUACGUAGACAAAGCAUUU
This is a messenger RNA of Eruca vesicaria subsp. sativa (arugula), 1386 nucleotides long. NCBI's taxonomy places the organism in Eukaryota, Viridiplantae, Streptophyta, Magnoliopsida, Brassicales, Brassicaceae. The record is from the annotation of a GenBank genome assembly.